Symbiodinium necroappetens is the source of this 831-nucleotide messenger RNA. The record is from the annotation of a GenBank genome assembly. Lineage: Eukaryota; Dinophyceae; Suessiales; Symbiodiniaceae.
AUGGGUGCUGCGCAGUGCUCCGCGAGUCACUGCGAUUGUCCCAAAGGGGGAGUGGACAAUGCGUCGGUGGUCGAGGACCGCCUCAAUCCCUCUGCAAAGGUCCUGGCCUCACUGGGGCCUGCUUAUGUCUUCGAGGAUGGGGCGCGCUACAGUGGCCAGUGGCAGAAUGGAAUGAGACAUGGUUUCGGAAUCCACAUCGAAGUAGACGGCUCCACCUACGAAGGAAAUUGGCAGGAUGACAAGGCACAUGGUAGCGGGCGCCUUCAACAUGCAGACGGUGCGUCCUAUGAAGGCGCAUGGCAAGGCAGCAUGAAGCACGGUGAAGGAACCUACGUUCACAGCGACGGAUCCAGGUAUAGCGGCCUGUGGAAGCACGACCUGCAGAACGGACAGGGGACGGAGGUGUGGUCAGACGGUGCGGCCUAUACAGGUCAGUACUUGAACGGCCGCAAGAACGGUCGGGGCAAGUACACCUGGCCGAAUGGGUCUUUCUUCGAGGGCGACUUCCUGGACAACGAUAUACACGGUCAAGGCACCUACACUUGGCCCGAUGGCUGUGUCUAUGAAGGUCAGUGGAUCAAGCAGCAGAUGGAAGGCACCGGUGUGUUCAAGUACCCGGAUGGCCGCGUUUACAAAGGCUCCUAUGUGAAGAGCCAGAAGCACGGCGAGGGCACGCUCCAGUGGCCAGACGGCCGGAAGUUCGAGGGCCAAUGGGCUCUUGGAGAGAUGAACGGCAAAGGGGUCAUGACGGAGACGGACGGCACCCGGCGUGCAACUCGACGGCACUGCUCGGAGGAGGCACUCGUAUACUUGUGGCAUCUUUUGGCAUAG